AGAUGAUAGUGAAUUAGCACUUUUUAGUGUUUAGGUUUUUUCAAAAACUCGAAACAGUCGAAACUGUUCUAAGGAUUUUCCUAUUUACGAUUUUUCAGGAGCAUWAUUUAAUCAACUACUUCUUUCAAAAUGAGUAUUUUGGAUUAUAAUGGUGGUGCCUUGAUUGGAAUGAAAGGCAAGGAUUGUGUUGCCAUUGCCACUGAUAAGCGAUUUGGUAUUCAAGCUCAAACAGUGUCUCUUGAUUUUUCAAAAGUCUUUCAAAUAAAUCCUCAUACAUAUAUGGGAUUUCCUGGUUUAGCUACAGAUAUAUUUACUGUGUACGAGAAAAUUAUGUUCAGAAAAAGGUUAUACGAGUUAAAAGAGAAUCGGAAAAUAUCUCCUAAGGCAUUAGCAUCUUUGGUAUCCAAUUUGUUGUAUGAAAACAGAUUUUCACCAUUCUUCGUCGAACCAAUGAUUGUUGCUUUGGAUGAAGAGACAUUGGAACCAUAUAUGUGUGACAUGGAUUUAAUUGGUUGUGUUAAUAAGUCCGAUAACUUUGUGGUGGGAGGAACUAGUUCAAGUCAAUUAUAUGGUCUUUGUGAAGCUCUUUGGGAGCCCGAUAUGGAAGAAGAUCAACUAUUUGAAACUAUAUCACAAGCUUUAGUUAGUGCUUGCAAUCGUGAUGCUAUCUCUGGUUGGGGUGCAAAGGUUUAUAUUAUUAAAAAAGACAAGAUAAUUGUACGUGAUAUCAAGACGCGAAUGRAUUAAAAUGUUUGAACACACAGCAAUUUAAUUUGUGAAUAUCUUUUUUCGUAAUUAAUUCAAAGAUUGUUAUCCUUGCGUAAAAUUAUAAAUGGGAUAAAAAAUAAAUUUAAUAUUUUGAUUAUA
Molecule: messenger RNA, 867 nt
Organism: Diuraphis noxia (Russian wheat aphid)
Lineage: Eukaryota; Metazoa; Arthropoda; Insecta; Hemiptera; Aphididae
Gene: Prosbeta3
Product: proteasome subunit beta type-3
Biological process (GO): proteasome-mediated ubiquitin-dependent protein catabolic process
Cellular component (GO): cytoplasm; proteasome core complex, beta-subunit complex; proteasome core complex
Source: RefSeq, a predicted model, not a curated record